This is a messenger RNA of Strongylocentrotus purpuratus (purple sea urchin), 1674 nucleotides long. RefSeq lists its product as uncharacterized. NCBI's taxonomy places the organism in Eukaryota, Metazoa, Echinodermata, Echinoidea, Camarodonta, Strongylocentrotidae. Gene Ontology annotation, biological process: sensory perception of taste. Gene Ontology annotation, cellular component: membrane. The coding region runs from base 211 to 1050 and encodes 279 amino acids. The transcript has 4 exons. The record is from RefSeq and is a predicted model, not a curated record.
UUUUGGGUAAUCGAUACUCAAGAUUUGAUUUACAAUAACAUUUCCGUCUGCGUAUGGGCGUUUCAAGUUGCUGCAAACAACUCGAUUUUAUUGAAAAUUUGCUACAAAGGAGAUGUAUGUCAACUCAUUUCGAACCAGACGAAGCUUUGUUUCUGUCCUUCACAAUCGGGGGGUGAUGAUUCCAGCAAGAAUCAUGUGAAGCCAUCUUGGAUGAAAUACCGAUCAUUUGCAUUGGCUGGAACUGUUGUCGGACUGUGUGGAGUAUGCCUCAACAUAGCGGCAAUGCUCUUUAUAAUCUACGGUUCCAAUGAGUCGUCGGUGUCGUACAGGAUGAUAUGUUUACCAUGGUCAUCGGAUCUUGCGUGUGGCUUUUCUUCGGUCUUUGUUGUGUACAGCUCAGCAGCAUGGAUCUUAACCAUCGUUUUCAUAGCUUUCAUCUGCAACAUCCUGUCUGGUCAGCUUGCCCAGUUGACCUACGACUUUACAGAGACGUUUGGAGGUGUUACAAACUUUGAGGCAAAGCUUCUAGACACAUUUCGGCGAAAUUUCAAUAUUCUUCGCAGAUCAGUAGAGCUUGCAGAUGACAUGUUGUCACCGCUCAUCGCUUUCGCAUAUUGCACGCAUAUCCCUGGUAUGAUAUUUCUUUUGUAUCAGGUUGUAUCAGGUGGAACUGGGAUAUCUUAUACCUUAAUUGCGUCUUUCUGGAUUAUGGGGUCCUCCGUGAACCUAGCUAUCAUAUCCUACUUCGCUGUUACUGUGCACGAAAAGGCCCAUUCUCUUCGCAGACAUGUACACGACCUACAGACGGAGACAUUCGAUCCAGAAAUAGCUCAGAUUCAGAUGUUGUUUUUGGCUCGCCUGGAUGGACCAGAAAUCGGAAUGACAGCUCUUGGUUGCUUUGUCAUCACUAAGGAACGAGUUUUAGCGGUAAUCAGCACACUCAUCACCUAUUUCACAAUCCUCCUACAGUUUAAGGGUCUAUGCUCAGAUGACGUCAAUGCCAUGGCAACGGCAAACGUUUCGACCACUACAGAUAUCUACACGACCUGAGUGAAGCUGAAUGAAUGAUGGUUCGGUCUGUCAAAGUACGUAUAGGCCUACACUGCACAGAGUAAACUAUUUGGGGGCAAGUCCAAGUUCGAGUCUGUCUAGAAUACACACACGUUAGACUAGAUCGUCGUCCUUGGGUCCGUCAUCGUCGUCUAUCUGACUAACUCAUCGUCUCUCUAAAAAUUGUAGAAUCGGCUACAUACUAUUUUAAAGACUGCUUCAUCUGUUUACUAAUUUAAGAAACGUCUGAAGUCCCAUUUAUUUUGUUAGGGGACAUUGGAUUGUAUUGACUCACUUGAUCUUUUUGAAAGGAAAUGUUAUUGUGUUAGUGGCCCAAACAUAUCAUAUGAAACAAUGUGUGCAGCGCAUAUUAACUGCAAGGAACAGGCGCUAUAAUUGUCAAAUACCUGUUCGAUUGUAUUGCAUUACGGUACCGACCACCUCCGAUUAUUACGAUGCCUGUAUCGAGCUGCAUAGCCCUACCGGAGCUUGAAUCAGACAAAACAUCAAAUAAAUCUACAUUAAUUGUAAAAAUUUAAGUUCACGAUUCCUCAAUACUACUCAACAAUACUUGGUAUAAUGGACCUGCCCUGUUAUUAUCAGUGGACCUUCGCAUCUGGCAGA